This is a messenger RNA of Cryptococcus deneoformans JEC21, 1602 nucleotides long. Its product is annotated as cytoplasm protein, putative. The transcript is spliced from 5 exons. Lineage: Eukaryota; Fungi; Basidiomycota; Tremellomycetes; Tremellales; Cryptococcaceae. The record is from RefSeq and is a predicted model, not a curated record. Gene Ontology annotation, cellular component: cytoplasm. The coding region runs from base 73 to 1413 and encodes 446 amino acids. Gene Ontology annotation, biological process: N-acetylglucosamine metabolic process.
CUUCUAUCGCAGGAACCAAUUCGCGGAGCUAUAUAACCCCUCCUCCUCCCCCCUUCACUAUAACAACGCACAAUGUCGCAAGUGGUAUACAGCAACGAAAUGUCACAGGUGAUAUACAGCAACGACACCCGCUACCCCGGCCCACCCAUCCACCCGCCGCCCAGGGAGAUUACCGGUCUGCCUACCAACGAAGAGCUCGAUGCUUAUCCCAGGAUGUUUGAGUGGGGUGAGCUCAAGGAAAUCGUUAAGACGGGCACGUUAGAACAGCUCAUGCGGAAUAAAGAGAUGCAAUACAAGUAUGACGUGUGGAGUAAGAGUAUGAAGGCAAACUUUGGUUCAACCGAGAAAUAUCUCACUCAAACACGACUUCCGUUUCCAUACACCCCUGUCAACUCGGAUUCUGCUGCUGCUGCUGCUGCCGGGGGCAGUCAAGCGGCGGGCGAGGAGGAGAUGAAGGGAACGUAUGAUUUUUCGACGAGCUUGGACCGGCCUCACGUUGACCAUUCAACCUCCUCGACGCCCGGAACGGGAGCAUCGACCCCAGGAAGCGGGAGCGUACCAAACUCGGGAACAACUUCUGGUGCAGGGACGCCCACUUCAGUCGGUUUUGUCUCCCUCUCGUCAUUGAACCUUUUGGAAGCCAAGCUGAAGAAGAAUAAAUCUAAAUCCAAAUCCGAUCGCAAACCAAAGGAAGAAGAAGAAGAAGUAGAAGAAGGGCAUGAGCCAGAGUACCUCCGCUACGACCCUGCCUCUGGACUUGAUGAAUCGAAGUAUGCAGUACUACCGAAUGAUUGGCCGUAUUGUGUCCCGUAUGGGGUGAGGCAUUACUGUGUUUGGUCAAGAGUACCCAUAGCCCACCCAGAUUUGGUAGACUACGAUCCCAUCAAAUGGAGUAAGAUUGAACAAGAAGGCUUGGGUGGAUUCACCGGUGUUUUGCCGUUUUUGCCUGGACCUCGUGUUGCCUCCAGUGAUGAUAACGAUAAAGGUAAAAGCAAGGGUCUUCCCACACCGCCUACACCGCUUCCUUCCGCCACUCCCACCCAUUUCACAGCCAGCUCCGUCGCAUCCGCAUUGGCAAACCAAAACCCCGUCGGUCGCAGCUCCACCCACCCGGAGCCCCACGUCCCCCCGGCUGAAGGGUGGUACCCCCUCGACCUCACCCACGCUGGUCCAUCCCUCCGCCGUUGGGCGGGUGUGACGUAUGAGAGCGAAGGGGGACAUGAAGUGGGGCGGAUGGUGAAGGGGCUGUGGGAUGAGAGGGGUUGGGAGUGUUUGUGGUUUGUUAAUCCGCCUAGACUCCAAAGUAUACCCGGGUUUUCACAUUUUCAUGUUUUUGCAAGAAGGAAGACGCCAGAGGAGAUCGAUGCGGGAGAAGCUGUAUGGGGCCGCUUGAACGAAGAGCGUAAUGAGUGAAGGAAAGCGAGGCCAGAGAAAAGAGGGCGUGUGGAGCGAGAAUAAGGAGCUCAAGUGCAAGAAGAGAACGAAACGUGAGAUCGAACCUUUCAUAGAUGUGCCAAGAGAGUGGCCCGAGUGUUUCGACCCAUUGUGAUUUUUCUGUGAUAUAAAUAACGAAAUGAUGAACUGUAUAUAGGUUAGACAAUA